This is a messenger RNA of Necator americanus (New World hookworm), 213 nucleotides long. RefSeq lists its product as uncharacterized. The record is from RefSeq and is a predicted model, not a curated record. Bases 1 to 213 code for a protein of 70 amino acids. The transcript has 2 exons. Lineage: Eukaryota; Metazoa; Nematoda; Chromadorea; Rhabditida; Ancylostomatidae.
AUGGGGAUCUCCGAUUCGCACUCAUUGACGGGAUAUUUCGGCGGGCUAUUAUUCUAUGCAGUAAUUCAAAUCACGUUCAAUCAAUCAAUAUCAAAUAACGUUACUCUCGUGAACUGGAUCGUUUUUCCUUCUAAACAUACAUCCGCAGAGGUAUCGUUUAGAAAACUCAAGCAGGAGAAGAGAUACCCUGUGGGACCUCAAGGCAUCUCUUAA